Molecule: messenger RNA, 2759 nt
Organism: Pseudophryne corroboree (corroboree frog)
Lineage: Eukaryota; Metazoa; Chordata; Amphibia; Anura; Myobatrachidae
Gene: SYT17
Product: synaptotagmin 17
Exons: 8
Coding region: 353-1774 (473 amino acids)
Biological process (GO): calcium ion-regulated exocytosis of neurotransmitter; synaptic vesicle endocytosis; cellular response to calcium ion
Cellular component (GO): plasma membrane; exocytic vesicle
Molecular function (GO): syntaxin binding; calcium ion binding; phosphatidylserine binding
Source: RefSeq, a predicted model, not a curated record
CAAAACAAAACAGGGAAAAGCAAGCAAAUAAGACUUCUAAUCAAAGCUGCAGAGCCUGUAAGUGACAGGGAGGAGGGAGCCAUUCCCAGGAACAGGCUUAGCCAGUGGAGCAGCCCCCCCAAAAUAAUCCAGGGUGCAUCUGAUGUGACAUCCAAGCCACAAGUAAGAGUAGCCUAUCUGUUCAGAGGAAGUGUCACCAUGAGGAAGAACAACCCAGCUCUGAACUGAUCAACUAAACAAGUCACGUCUAUUUUUCCCUUGUGUGUGUAUUUUAUUGAGGGCAAAGAGGAGACAGACAGAGGGAAACGCUAUGAGCUGGCAAAUUUGGGACCUGGAGGCACUUUGAGUGAAGAUGGCGUACAUACAGUUGGAGCCAAUAAAUGAGGGGUUCCUGUCCAAAAUUUCAGAUCUGCUGCUGUGCCGGUGGACGUGCAGGAACUGCUGUCAGAAGUGUUACGAGUGCAGCUGCUGCCAAUCAAGUGAAGAUGAAGUAGAGAUCCUGGGGCCCUUUCCCGCACAAACACCACCCUGGCUGAUAAACAAUCGCAGUGAUGACAAGGAAGAUUCUGAUAAUACAACUAGUGAGCCUCCUCAAACACCACAGGAAACGUCACCAGACAGGAGACGGUCAUCUUCGGAUACAUCUAGAUCUACAUAUAGCCUCACAAGACGCAUUUCAAGUUUAGAAUCUAGAAGACCCAGUUCUCCAUUAAUUGAUAUUAAACCAAUUGAGUUUGGUGCAUUAGGAGCCAAAAAAGAAACCGUACAACCAACAGUACUAAGGAAAACCUAUACCCCAGAGGACUAUUUUAGGAAAUUUGAACCACAUUUAUAUCCAGUUGAUUCCAGUAAUGAUGAUGUAGACUCAUUAACUGAUGAUGAAAUUCUGACCAAGUAUCAAUUAGGUAUGAUGCAUUUUAGUACUCAGUAUGAUCUACUGCACAACUAUCUGAUUGUCAGGGUAAUAGAGGCCAGAGACUUGCCACCUCCCAUAUCUUAUGAUGGUUCUAGACAAGACAUGGCUCAUUCUAACCCAUAUGUGAAGAUAUGCCUAUUGCCAGACCAAAAGAACUCUAAGCAAACCGGGGUGAAGCGUAAGACCCAGAAUCCAGUAUUUGAGGAGAGAUAUACUUUUGAAAUCCCAUUUUUAGAAGCCCAAAGAAGAACAUUGCUCUUAACUGUGGUGGAUUUUGACAAGUUCUCACGACAUUGUGUUAUUGGGAAAGUCUCCAUGCCACUGAAUGAGGUUGACCUUGUUAAAGGAGGACACUGGUGGAAGGCUAUUAUACCGAGCUCUCAGAAUGAAGUUGAACUGGGAGAGCUGCUUCUGUCUCUUAAUUACCUGCCAAGUGCUGGGAGAUUGAAUGUGGAUAUUAUCAGAGCAAAGCAGCUUCUUCAGACUGAUAUGAGCCAAGGAUCCGAUCCCUUUGUGAAAAUUCAAUUAGUCCAUGGGCUAAAGUUAGCAAAAACCAAAAAGACAUCUUGCAUGAAAGGCACCAUCGACCCAUUCUACAAUGAGUCCUUCAGCUUCAAGGUCCCACAAGAAGAGCUUGAGAAUGCCAGCUUGGUAUUUACAGUUUAUGGACACAACAUGAAAAGCAGCAAUGACUUUGUUGGAAGGAUAGUGAUUGGUCAGUAUUCAUCGGGAUCCCCUGAAUCCAACCAUUGGCGGCGCAUGUUGAAUUCCCAUAGGACAGCAGUGGAGCAGUGGCACAGUCUGAGAUCCCGGGCUGAGUGUGACAGAGUCUCCCCAGCUUCACUAGAGGUGACGUGAGGCCCAAAGGCAGUGAUGACACAACGCUUACUUGCAAGGAACCACAGGAUUGGGAGCAACUAUCUCAGCUGCUUCUGAUUAAAUGGCAGCAUUUAGCCUAUGUGCCUCAGCCAAAAUUCAUGAUGCAAAUCAUUUGUUAAAUGUUGGUCUAAUCAGCUGUGUGAAAUGUCUCACAAUAUGCUGAUUAUUCUUAGAAUUGCCAUGGCAUUGCACGUCCAUUACAGUUUCCAUUCCAUCUACCAUAAAAUGACACAGAUCUAGAGCGAUUUCAGAUAUCUGAACUCUUGUGUAAUAUUAGCUAGUAGCACUAAGGUGAGCUUGCAAUAAGCUUACUGAACACUGCAGUCCAUGCAAACUAUCAUAUUCCAUUUUGAGGGAGGUAUUGGUAUCUGUGGUCUAAUUUGUGAAUGUGCUCAAACACCUAAAAAUACAAAAAGAGUGAAAAAAUAUGUUGCACCUAUAUGAAAUACAGUUUUGUCCUUAUACAUGUUGAAUUCUAUACCUGUUAAUGUGUGUGAGUAUGUUUGUGUAUAAACACAUAUCUAUAUUUAUACAUUUGUUUAUACAGUACAAAUUACAAAAUCAUAUUUAUAGAUAUUGAUUUAAAUAUAUAAUAUUAUACCCAGGUACCUAUAUUAUAUAUAUAUAUACAUAUAUAUAUGUGUGUUAAAUCAGUAUAUUAAGAACAGAGUAUAUGUAAUUAAAAGUUCCUGCAGACUACUGUAAUACAGUUAUCAGGAAUAGUUUAUGAAGUUGCCCAGAGAAAACUUUAACGAUGGUGGGUUGUAGCUUAUUGCUGCAGCCAGGACUGAAUGAGAUGUUCUAGUGCAUUCACCGAAAGAUGAGGGAAGAGGCUGUUCAUUCUACUAUAAACAUUUCAAUAAUAGCCUCUAACAACUGCAAAAUACUGUGUUGUAUAUUUCAUAAGAAGUCUAGUCUAAGAAUGUAUAUUUAUUAAAAAAUAAAUAUAUAUUUGUGCCAUCAA